Lactuca virosa is the source of this 531-nucleotide messenger RNA. The record is from the annotation of a GenBank genome assembly. NCBI's taxonomy places the organism in Eukaryota, Viridiplantae, Streptophyta, Magnoliopsida, Asterales, Asteraceae.
GAUUGUUCCUCAACUCCGCCAUGGCGUUGCCAUUCAAUGUUUCUCAAAAUCAUUUCUUUUCAUACGCUCAUACGACACGAUUCCGAGCACCAUGCAUCAAUAGCAGACACCCACGAAGGUUAAGCGUGAUGAAUUCGAAGAAGAGCUGUUUGAGGUGCAACACUCCAUAUCAAGACAAAGAUAACUCCGCAUCUGCUUGCUCUUUCCAUGGCCACGCCAAUGGUGAUAGAGGAUUAUUGGCAUUGGCUCCACCUCACCAAGGGAUUGAUGGUGAAUGGAGUGAUGGGUCAGGGGUAAUUGUGUACAAAUGGAAUGAGAAAAGUGAUCGACCAAAUACUGGAAGGCCAAAUUGGAAAAAGAGAUGGAGUUGUUGUGGUGUGUAUGAUGAGAAUGCACCACCUUGUCGCCAAGGUUGGCAUGUUUCCUAUGAUGACGGCUUUACUUUAUACUAAAAUUAUAUUGAGAUAAUAUGAUAUUGCAUUAUAUUAGAUUUUUAAUGUGUAUGUUAAAUGUUUUAUAUAUAGUUCAAGC